UCAUCCAACUCUUGGUAGUUUACAAAUAGUAUUUCAUGUAAUAAUAGAAACUCUUACUAAAGCUCAAUAUGAAUCAGAUAUUAAAAAAAAUAUUGCAUACAAAAUUAAUAAAAAUCUUAAUUCUUAUUUGGAUGAAUUAAAAA
Cetraspora pellucida is the source of this 143-nucleotide messenger RNA. The record is from the annotation of a GenBank genome assembly. NCBI's taxonomy places the organism in Eukaryota, Fungi, Glomeromycota, Glomeromycetes, Diversisporales, Gigasporaceae.